Molecule: messenger RNA, 6107 nt
Organism: Hemicordylus capensis (graceful crag lizard)
Lineage: Eukaryota; Metazoa; Chordata; Lepidosauria; Squamata; Cordylidae
Product: zinc finger BED domain-containing protein 4-like
Exons: 3
Coding region: 1884-3695 (603 amino acids)
Molecular function (GO): DNA binding
Source: RefSeq, a predicted model, not a curated record
CAGAGGUUUCUUGGGAGUCAGUUUCUGCUCUUUCUGAAGCAGUUUCUGGGAUCUGGGAGAGGAGCUGCUUCCUCUCUUCUCUGCUUUCCUCUGACAGGGUUAGCAGAACGUUUACUCUCCAGAUGCAGUUAAAGGCUUCAAGGACCCCAACAGGCAACUCCUGGGCACUUUCAGCAUCCUGCCAGGGGAGUCGUGCUCAUCAUGAUGGAAGGGGCUUCUCUUCUGUGCUGUGGCCCACUUCAUCCAGUGAAACAGAGGCACCAAAACAGGACCAUGAAAGAUUUGGGGGACAAGUGGUGUUUCCUUUGAUCAAUCUGGUGUAAGGUCAAGAUGCGUAAAGAUAAAGCGGGAUCCGGCAAGGAAAGAAGGCCCGCCUGUGUGACCACCAGACCAGACCCUCAGAGGUGGACGCCAGAGACCCGGCGUUGGAGAAGCCUACACCUGAGUGAGAUUGGCCCAGCCAUUUAUAUUUUACACACGCACACAACACACAGACACACGCACGUCACACACGGCGUUCUAAUCUGUAGUGUUCCGUUCCUUUAACUGUGCGUUUAGGGUUUAUUAAUGUUUCCCUGUUUUUAGGUUUUUGGGGUUUUCACUUUUCUCUAUAAGUGUUGUGUGAUAGUUGUAAGAUUGGGUUUUAAAUAAAUAGUGUUUUAAAUAAAUAGGGUUUUAAAGUGUUGUGAUAGUUGUAAGAUUGGGUUUUAAAUAAAUAGUGUUUUAAAUAAAUAGGGUUUUAAAUAACUAGGGUUUGUGUGUAGCCUUCUCCGGUAGCUAGCUAUUAGGAGGAGGUUCAACUGUAGAGUAGCAGUAGACUGUAAGAGUGGCCUGGCCUAGUAGUGCUGCAACUUUAUAUUUCUGUUGCUGCUUUCGUGUAUUUUGCAGAAAUAUUUUUUAAGGGCCUAGUCUGCCCACUUUUCCAUCUUGUUUGCCUGUGAAAUUGACACAGAGAUAAUUUUUUGAAACAUUUUUGUAACUGCGUGUUACUUUCAGACCACAGAGAGAGUAACUUUCCCCUGUGGUGGAGUGCGUUCGAUACAUUAGAUAACAACAACACAAGUUACUUGCAACAAAUAAAUUCUCCAGUCCAUUCCAUUCAAAGUGACCAACAGUCAGAGAAAGAUAAUAUAACUAAACUUACUUUCACUUCUACUGACUAAGUGCACUGCACACUGUGUGCGCAAGGCUCCAGCCUUAAAUAACUCCUCCUGCACCUGUGCACUGCACAGCAGCUGAGCUAGUAUCUUAAUUUUUAAUUUUUAUAUUUUUUUGUUGCACAGCCUGCUUCUGUUGUAUCGCGCAUCAAGUAACUCCCACUGUCUCCCAGUCCCUCUGUGACUGGCUGUGUCGUGAUACAUUCAUUGCACGGCAACUUCUGACUGGGAUCUUGCAGCAACAGCAUUUGUGCCAACAACAACAAGCCUUAAGCAAGGAGGCAUUGUAAUGUCACCGGCGCCGCAGCACAUCCACUGUUUUUCUGGCCCUCUAGUAUACCUGCUGCCCCCUGAGACAACUACCCCUUCUUCACAUUUUGAAAUUUUUAAAAAAGUUUUAAAAAGCAAUGGUUGGGAGGACAGCAGGAAAAGGGAGGGCGCAAGUAAGUGGGAGGCUUGUCUUCCCUACAGCUGGUCGUGGCAGGGGGCGGCAAGAGGGGCCUACUCCUCAAGUCACCCCCGGCCCUGCUUCGGCGCGCAGGCUUGACUUCUGCUCGGGUCAGCCUGGCCCUAUGCCAGGGCCUGCGGCCAGGCAGGAUUUAGUGGGGGGGGGCCUCCAAGAUUGCCAGGGAAGAAGAUCUUCCUGUGGCAGCUGAGGAGGUGGUGCUGGUGGAGGAGGUUGGCAGUCCAGCCAGAUCCACCUUGCGGACCCCCCAAACGGUCACUAUGGGGGUUGGUGGGGGGCUCAGUCUGGCAUCUGAGGGGGCUCAGGAGGAGGGAAGAUCUUCUCCUGCCCCUGGGCCUUCCCAUGCCAGCGCUGAGGGCAUCGGUGGUGGUAUGCCCGAGAAGGAACCAGCAAAAGUUCCACCAACAAAGCGACCUCGUGUCACUGGGGAGUCUGGCAGUGUGGUCUGGGAUCACUUUGAGCUUAGCCCUGGUGAUCCCACCCAUGCUGUGUGCACCCACUGCAAGGCACUGGUCAGCAGAGGCAGGGACCCUAUGCACUUCACAACCUCGGGGCUGUGGUCGCACAUGCGUCGGCGGCACCCAGGUGUGGAGACCUCUGCUGGCACUGGCAGUAGGCCUGGUGCCUCACCUGGUAGCAGAAGCAGUAGUAGUGACAGCAGCAGCAAGCGGCCAGCGGCUCCUGCCCACAGGCAGGAAAAGCUGACCGAUCAUCAGUGGGUGCAAUCUCUUGGGAAGCGGUCUGAUCGUCCAAAGCCUCAUCUCGUGACUCGGGCCAUUGGUGAGAUGAUCACUCUUGAUGACCAGCCGUUCUCCAUUGUCGACAAUGUCGGCUUCCGGCGUCUGCUCCAGCUGCUUUCUCCGGAGUACAAGAUCCCCUUAAGGACCACUUUCAGCAGGAGGGUGGUCCCCUCCCUGUACCGUGCGUGCAGGGGGGCCGUGUUGGCCAAGCUGCGUGCAGCUGGGCCAAACACCAGUGUGCAUUUCACUGCGGAUAUCUGGACUAGCCGCAGUGGGCUGCACACUGCCUUCAUGUCCCUGACAGCCCAUUGGUGGGGGCAUGGGGGUGAGGGGGCAUCUGGCGCUGCUGGUGCUGUAUCCAGCUCCUCCCAUGCAUGCACGCCUUCUUGGGCAGUGUUGCAUGUGGAGGCGAUGGACACAGACCACACUUCAGAUGAGUUGGCUGCCGUCAUGGAGCGGCAGGUGGGGGCGUGGCUGGCUGGGGAGCCAACCCUCCGCCGAGGCUUCGUGGUGACGGACAACGCAGCCAACAUCACCAAGGCUGCUAGGUGGGUUUACGGUGUGAACAUCGCUUGCGCUGCGCACACCUUGAACCUCGUAGUGAAGGGUGUGCUUGGCCUCAAGGAGGCGCCAAAGAAGGCCAAGGAGCACCAGCGUGUUCGGGGCUCUUCUAGUAGUUUAGGUCAGAAUCCUGCUGCUCCCGUGGCCGCCCUGGUGGAGUGUUGCAGCCAGGUAGCGGGCCACUUCCACCGGAGUGAAAAGGCAAGGCGCCAGCUCAAGGCCAGACAGAUCGAGCUGGGCCUGCCUGAACACCAAAUCCCCCAGGAUGUUCCUACCCGGUGGAACUCCACUUUUCUCUUGCUCCGGCGCAUGCAUGAGCAAGAGGGAGCACUCAACAGCCUGGGGACGCGUGGUUGCUUGGAUCUGUGCAAGUCUCUCUAUGAUGACUGGCCGGUGAUCCGCGAGCUGGUCUUAGUACUAGAGCCGUUCUAUUCUGCUACGAACGACUUGUGUACUCAGACCGCCACGCUGAGCCUGGCUUUGCCCACUGCUAUUCUCCUGGAAAAGGCAAUGAGCGAUCUCCAGACCACUCUGACCACUGGGGUUGCGAUUGCCCUGGCAGGUCGGUUGAGGACUGGGGUAGUUGAGCGGCUCAAGACACCAUGGGCUGCAUCUGCAUGGCAUGUCCUGGCAUGCAUUUGUGACCCAAGGAUGAAGGGCAGCGCUGUGCCUCCUGGCGAGCUGCCCAGGUGGAGGGACCUCCUGGUCGAACACGUGAAGCGUGAAGAGGAAAGGAGGCUAGGGAUAGGUGAUGCAGCAGACGACGACUAGGAGGAGGGGUCUUGGUCGCAGGCUGGCACUGCGCAUCCCACCCCCAGCAGCAGCAGCAGCAGCACUGCCACCCCCCCACUUCUUCCCAGUCCAGCGGCGUGGUUUCUCUGGCAGUGGGACCAGCAGAGCAGCCAGUGCGACCUCGAACCACCACCCGGUGGCUCAGGGGCUAUGCUAGUCUCAUGCCGGGGAGAUGGGAGGAGCCUGUCCCUCGCCCCAGCCGUGCUGAGCAGACUGUUCUGCAGUACCUGGAGGAGGCGACGGAAGACGAGGAGAGUGAGCCGUUCCCCUUUUGGGCAACGCGUUGCAAAGUCUGGCCGGACUUGGCGUCCGUUGCUGUCCGGUUUCUCUCUUGCCCGCCAACCAGCGUCUCGAGCGAGAGGUUGUUCUCCAUGGCCGGGGACGUGGUGACUCCUCUGCGCUCACGCCUGGAUGCUGAGUUGGUCGAGCAGCUCAUCUUCUUGAAGGCCAACCUCCCCCUGCUGGGCUACCCUGAACUGGCCGUGGAGGGCGAGUGACUCGCGUCACCCCCCCCCAUGCAGCGCCUCCCACGCCACGGCAGUUCAUCCCGGCCAGAAGAUGUGUCACAGUCCAUCCCUCUAAGACCACCCUGCCACUAAAACAUGCCCCUUAGUGCUGCUGGCACAUCCAGACACGCAUGCAUACACAGGCACCGCUGCACUGUCAGCCUGGGAUGGUGGACUGCCAGGUGAGUGCUCCCAGCAUGAGGGAGGGGUUACCACAGAUGUGGCAGAGAGAGACUACAACUCCCAUUUCCCACUGUCCCGAUGGCUGGCCACCAUCAAGACUAGGGACAAUGGGAGCUGUAGUCGCUGUCUCUGCAGAAGAAAUCUGUGGUGCCCCCCCCCCGAUGCUGGGAGCACCCACUUGCCCAGUGCUGAAGGCUGGGCCGUAGGGCAGCGCACCAUCCAUCCACAACCUCAGAGACAGGCUGCUGCAUGUGCGUGUGGGGGGGGCACAGUCAGGAUUGGAAGGGACAUCCCUGGGGGAGAGUAGUGCCUCUGUGCAAUGGGCCUGUGCCUCCUGGCGAGGGGGGCACACACACUGUCACUGAGAGGGCUUGCUGCUAAUUGCUAGCUUUUGCUUGCCUGCUAAAACUGUCAUCAUUGCUUCCUCCCAUGAACAAUUGCAUUGAAGCUGAAAUCUAAAAAACGUCUGUCUGCUGCGUUUCUCUAUGUGAUGUGCUUAUUUCUGAUUUUGGCUUGCUGGUCAGGUGAUGUUCUUUCUUAACCUUCAUGCUCUCCUCUGUUCAAAUCCAAAUAUGUGGUUUGCCUUGGUCUACUGAGCUAUUAGGUUGUUGCCGCCGCCGCUGAGUGAGAUGGUCUGCUCUGCUGCUGCCUGCUUUUUCUGGCCACAAUGGGAGUAGUACUACUGCUGUGCCUGAAGCGGCACACACACACACACAUGCACCCCCCCUCCCCUCCCCUCCCCUCCCCUCCCCUCCCCUCCCCCCAAAAAGCUGUGUCGCCAAUGAUGAGCUUGAUGCUGGUGCAGCCCUCACACAAAUGUCUGUCUCACGCAGACAGAGAGAGCACACAUUGCAACCUGAGGCAACACAGCCCUUUCAGCCCUAACCCUCUUGCAGAGUGAGUGAGCAGCACACCCGCACAGUGCACACACACAGGGGAAUAAAGGCAUCUAGACUCCAAACUAGUGGUAAUGUUGUAUCAUGUGAUUGCACACAGUCUUUCUGCCCAGUAUCUGCGGUAUGCAUUGGGAUGCAAUCCGAAAAAGCCUGCAAAUUCUAGCUUGCUUUGUUGCAGAGACCUCUUUGUGGUGUGUGGUGUUGUUGUGUGAUGUGGUGUGGUGUGGUGUGGCCGCGUGGGGCCUGGUAAAGGACAGGACAGGUGCAAUUCACUGUGCCUGUGCGUGUGUGUGGGGAGAUGUAUUAUGUUUCCAAAUGAAGAUCGGGUCAUGUUUGAGAGUUGAUUGACAGCAUUUUAUUUGAAGAUUGUGCUUGCCCAUACAUAGAUGCGGCGAUCUCAUGCCACAGAGUCAGACAGGAAAAGAAAUGUCCAGAGACAUGUGCGUGCUGCCAUUCUCUUAUCUGCCAUCAUCAUCCGUUACUCUUCAAAGCUGUGUGGGCUAGGAGGGGGCAACAACAACUUGCCAAGCCUUGCUGCUCCACUUGCGGAGUGUUGUUGUCUUGCGUGCGUCCUCCACAUGCUAUGCGUGUUCCCUCCUGGCUGUGCCUGGCUGUUUACUGUAGUGGGCCAAAAAAGUUUGGAUGAGGUGAGGUUCAGGGCAGGGCACUGUUGCUGGACUUGGAGUGGGAUAUGGGGCAGCAGAGUGGGGUGGGGCAUGGUGGUAGUGCCUAAUGGGUGUAGGCUGCCACCCCAAUUUCAGGGGGGUGGGACAGAGGGCUGAUUUUUUGUGAAUUUCUGAAGUUUU